AUGAAACAACAUUUCCAGAGCCUUAAGAUUGCUUCUGGUGUUGAACUUGAACAGAAUGCUUUGGUUGAAACUAUUGAAGCAACAAUUGAAGGAGUUCAUCUGAGGUUUGAAUCUAUUCCAGUUAGACAGGACGCUUCACCAAAUGUGAGGGAGGAAUUGGCACAAGAUCCAUCGUUGCAGAAAAUAAUGAUGGAGGGAGUAUUGAGCAAGUCUUGCAGGCUUCGAUGGUGUAACCAGCUCUCCACACUCGUAGAGCAUCGGGCCUUCACCCUCGAAGAGGACGACACCAUAAUCAGAGCUCACGCUCGGUUCGGCAACAAGUGGGCCACCAUAGCCCCACUCCUUUCUGCCAGAACCGACAAUGCCAUUAAGAACCGCUGGAACUCCACCCUCAAACGCAAGUGCGCCUCCAUGGGCCCCAUCGACGAUCCUCACUUCGCGCAGCCACUCAAACGCUUCGUCAGAACCAGCGUCGCCGUACCCGUGUCAACGGUGGUGGUGAGAUACUCGUUGCUGACGGUGAUGGCGAAGACGGAGGUGGCGGGCCGUGGCCCAACUCAUCCAUGCCCUUCACCACUUUGA
Messenger RNA from Arachis ipaensis, 582 nucleotides. The record is from RefSeq and is a predicted model, not a curated record. Lineage: Eukaryota; Viridiplantae; Streptophyta; Magnoliopsida; Fabales; Fabaceae.